Messenger RNA from Exophiala xenobiotica, 4186 nucleotides. RefSeq lists its product as uncharacterized. Gene Ontology annotation, molecular function: RNA binding; protein binding. Gene Ontology annotation, cellular component: cytoplasm; exon-exon junction complex. The coding region runs from base 149 to 3538 and encodes 1129 amino acids. Gene Ontology annotation, biological process: nuclear-transcribed mRNA catabolic process, nonsense-mediated decay. Lineage: Eukaryota; Fungi; Ascomycota; Eurotiomycetes; Chaetothyriales; Herpotrichiellaceae. The record is from RefSeq and is a predicted model, not a curated record. The transcript is spliced from 7 exons.
CUUCACUCUAAGCGUCACCAGUGAGUCACUGGCUGGAAGGUAUCCGUGUUGAUAUCUGCAGCCCGAUCUACGUUGCGGGUUAUCCUGCAAUUUCCCUGCUCCUCGUCAUGCAAGCGAUACUCAACGCUCCACAACACCGCGGACCGUCAUGGACCGCAAGCGAAAACGAGAACUACGUGACCUAAAUCUUCGCGUCUGGACAGGCGCAAAAGACGUCUAUGAUGUCGCUCCCUCCUUCGACUCAUCCUUGAAGAAGAACACUGCUUUCAUUAAGCGUCUCCGCACUGGUAUAUCCUCGUCUGGUCAAGAUACCUUUCUCUUGGAAAUACGGACACUAUCCCUGCAAAAAUACCUUUCGGAGAUCAUUUCAGCGACGGCCGAGGGGUUGAGCAGACUCAAAACCGCCAGUGAAAUCGCCGCUGCAGCAGAGAUCGUCAGUGCACUUCACCAAAGAUUUGGACCCGAAGAGUACACAAAGAAGUUGGGAUGGCUGCUAGGCAAGGGGUUGACUCCUCCGGACAAGGCUCAGGUCAAACUCUGGACUGCUGAAGUCCGUGAACGUGAGGAAAAGGAACGGCUGCAGCGUCAUCGCAUUCUGCUACGAGUUGUCACAGAGUUCUGGCUUUGUGGUAUACUUCGAGGGUUAGAUGAUGUCGACCGGCCAGACGAUGUCUCAACUAGAGGCAAAGAAGCACCAACGCAGGCGGGGAGCAAAGUAGCGCCUCUCGCAAACGGCAUCAAAAGUGACACUCACGCCGAACAUGAACCAUUUCCUUUGGAAGUGCUCAAGGAAUUACUCGGCCAUGAUCCUGAACAUGCCAACCUGAGUCUCGCGGUGCUCUUUGUGAAGAACUUUGCAUGGGAUGUUCUGGGUCUCAGAUCUCCUACGGACGAAGGCCGGAAAACCGUUGACGCGGAUGGUGCCGUUUUAGAGACGCCGCGGGAGGCUUCAGCCUCUAACGACGCCAACGAAGAUGAUGCACCAAUAAUUCCACCACCUGUCCGACAGCGGUUCGUGAAUGUUUUUGAACGCUAUUUGUCGAGUGUAAAGAGUCAUGUCAUACGAGAUCAGAAGACGUUGAACAAUCAGAGUCGCCGAAACGCCGAAGCCUACGUCAAGAGUGGUGAAAUUUUUGAAGAUAGACAGGCCAAUUUCGAGAAGCAGGCGAAGGCCCAAGAGAAACUGGUCGCUAACGCUCAAAUCCUAUGCGACGUACUUGGACAGGAGAUGCCAGAUCUCGCAGAGAAAGACGGCACUGAGACUGCGGUUUCAGGUACCGUUGGAAUGAUCAAGACCGGCGAAUAUCUGAAAGACUCAGCUGAAGGCGCUGGUAUCUGGGAAGAUGAAGAGGAGCGUCGCUUUUACGAGAAUUUAGUGGACCUCAAAGGCCGGGUGCCAGCAAUUCUUCUUGAGGACUCCAAGAAGAAGUCCGAAACGGACGACCGCACGGAUACGACCGCAUCUGAGAGCAGCAAGCUUUCAGAAGCCGACGAUCAGUCAACCGCCAUCGCUAACAAGUCUGUGGGGGCCCAAGUCGAUGCCAUCCUUAUCCGAUUGCCCGAACUUCAGACUAAAGACAUGGUGGAUCAGGUCGCUCUCGACUUUUGUUUCCUCAACUCCAAAGCGUCUCGCAACCGACUCAUCAAAUCGUUACAGGAGGUUCCGAAAGGUAGAACAGACCUGCUUCCCUUGUACGGGCGACUUGCUGCUACUCUCGGCCAGUAUAUGCCAGACAUCAUUCAAAGCUUGAUCUCCCACCUCGAUGAUGAGUUCCGAAGCCUGCAACGACGGAAGACAAAGGACUUCCUCGGCCAAGUUCGACUACUGAACGUCCGUUAUCUCGCCGAACUCACCAAGUUUGGCAUUGUCCCAGAACAUGUGAUCUUUCACUGUUUCAAAGUCAGCCUUGACGAUUUCUCCCGAAUGAACAUCGAGAUGCUUGCACAUCUACUGGAGAAUUGUGGAAGGUACCUUUUGCGAAACCCGGAAACCUCUCCGCGAAUGGCAUCCUUCCUUGAGACAUUGAAUCGCAAGAAAUCUGCACAGCACCUCGGCAGCCAAGAGCGCAUGCUGAUCGAAAACGCACUGUACUACGUCGAUCCUCCCCAGCGAGCCGCGAUACAGCAGAAAGAACGAACACCAAUGGAGCUAUUCGUCCGUCAGAUGCUGUACCUGGAUAUGACAAAGCGCAAUUACAUGAAAUUGCUGAAAACCAUUCGCAAACUACACUGGGAAGAGAAGGAAGUCGUUCAAAUGCUGGAGAAAAUAUUCAGCAAACCGGCUAAAGUCAAGUUCAGCAAUAUCCACCUUCUGGCAGUCCUCCUCCAGGCGCUAUUCCGCUAUCACCAGGACUUUGCUAUCGGCGUCAUCGAUAAUAUUCUCGAACAGGUCACUCUUGGUCUCGAACAGAACGACUUCAAGUUCAAUCAGCGCAGAGUGGCUGAAGUUAAGUACCUCGGCGAGCUUUACAAUUACAAGAUGGUUGACUCGACCGUCAUAUUCGAUACGCUCUACCGUAUUGUCACAUUUGGCCAUGAGGGAGGCACUCCACAGCCCGACAAUUACACACCUUUCGAUCCUCCAGACGAUUUCUUCAGGAUCCGACUAAUCUGCACGAUCCUUGACACUUGCGGCAUUUGCUUCGAUAGGGGCAGUUCCCGAAAGAAGCUCGAUUUCUUUUUGACCUUCUUCCAAUAUUACAUGGCUACUAAAGAUCCUCUGCCGAUGGAGAUCGACUUUCUGGUACAGGAUACAUUUUCUCUUGUUAGGCCUGAUUGGAAGCUCGUAACAGACCUUGGAGAAGCUGCAAAGCUUUUUGCUGAAGCUGUCAGCGCCAAUUACAAGCAAUCGGCGUCAGAGAAGGCAGCUGAGCAGGCGGAGGAACUUGAAGACACCGGUUCGGACGAUGAUGCGCUUGGUGAAGGAGACGGUGAACUCGAACCGGAAGUGCCACAAUCCUCCGACGAAGAGGGCGAGGGCGGGAUUGAGGAAGAUGCUGGUGAAGAGAAACAGAACGAUGAUUCGGACGAAGAAGAGCAAAUUGUGGUGCUGCGCCAGGAAGAACAACUCGAUCCAGAAGCCGAGGCAGAUUUCGAUCGAGCCUUUGAGAGGAUGAUGAGCGAAAGCUUGGACUCUCGCAAAUUUGAGCGUCGCGCCCAGUUCGACGUGCCAUUGCCGAUUCGCAAAAUCCAGCGGCAACCUCUGGAGCCGACCGAUGAUGAACCGAAGACCCCCGUCGAAUCUGAGCCGAACACAAUGGCAUUUUCAUUGAUGACGAAGAAGGGCAAUCGCCAGCAGACCAAAACCAUUGAGCUGCCUUCGGAUUCGAGUUUUGCGGUUUCAAUGAAGUCGCAACAAGCAGCGGAAAGAGAGGAACAACAACGUAUCAAGAACCUAGUCUUGAAUUAUGAUCUGCGCGAAGAUGAUCAGCAUGAUGGACUCGACCACUACAACCCACCCCUCAGCCGUGCUGAGAAGUCUGGGCGCUACGCACCUAGAGCCAGAAGACUGAAUCUCAGUGAUGUGGACUGGACAUAAAAUCGGAGAUGUGGCCACGAUCGGCCAACCUUAUCAUCUUCACUCCACGACUAUCUGAGGGUACAGCAGACUUUCGGCAUCUGCAGUGCUGGAUCCUCUUGGAAAUGACUGAAUGGUCGAUAUCAGUAUGCCAGGCGUUUAGGGCAUUGCGACACGUAACGAAGUGUCUCCCAUAUCAGUCGAGCAGAGUGAUUAUCUUCAAGACCGCGCGACAAGAGGAGCGGUGCUUAUGCUGGAGAUCAGCAAGUUUGACGCUCAUGUGACCAGCAUGGGCACCAGUAUGUGCCCGGUCCGCGAGCGCCUCGAUGGGCUGAGGGGAGUGUGAGGAAAUGGCGCGGGCCAACUGUGUCCAAGGCGCUAUGGGCCGGUAACCGUGAGAUGUUUGUGGAGUUCCAUGGUGAACAAGGGCCUAGGACCUUGGAAGGAGAGCUCAAUCUUGUCAGAGCGGAUAUGGUUACUUGUGCUCAUCUGCCCACCGAACUCGGUCGGCCACCGAUCGACAUCCCAUUCGAGACCUGUGGUGGUGAUCAGAGUGCGUCCGAGGACGGGAAUGAUACCGACAUUCUCUGCAAAAUAUCCAGGCUCUAGAUGGAUUAGAUUGUUGCUGCUAGCUAGGACAAAUGACAAGCUUUGCUCCGACAACAGAUA